Molecule: messenger RNA, 351 nt
Organism: Orbicella faveolata
Lineage: Eukaryota; Metazoa; Cnidaria; Anthozoa; Scleractinia; Merulinidae
Product: epithelial sodium channel subunit alpha-like
Biological process (GO): sodium ion transmembrane transport
Cellular component (GO): plasma membrane
Molecular function (GO): ligand-gated sodium channel activity
Source: RefSeq, a predicted model, not a curated record
AUGAUUCAAAUAGAAAAAUGUGGCUGUGCAGAGGGUCGAUUUCCGAUCGACGAUCGCUAUAUCUGUAACACCAUCAAGAAACCCGACGCAGGACAUUGCUUGGACGACUUAAUUGCAAAGUUUGAUGCGGAAGGUUUAGGCUGCGACCCAAACUGCCCUGUUCCUUGCAGUGAGGUUGUUUACAAGACUACCAUGUCGUUGGCAGAGUGGCCUUCUGAAGGAUAUCAGGAAACGCUAUUCAAACGUGUUCUAAAAAGACAAAAUCCAGCGUAUGAACAGCAAAAGGCUAAUGGUUCUGAAUCAUUGCAGUAAGUACAAAUUUUGCCAUAGGAAAGAAAUAACAUAGACUUU